This is a messenger RNA of Closterium sp. NIES-67, 2203 nucleotides long. The record is from the annotation of a GenBank genome assembly. Lineage: Eukaryota; Viridiplantae; Streptophyta; Zygnematophyceae; Desmidiales; Closteriaceae.
AUCUUUGGUGGAGACACUCGCACGAUUCGAGAAGGACGUAAAGCGGACCGACACCGGGUUCCUGGCGAUAGCAACAGAGGUGGAGAAUGACGGAGAGAAAGCCUCGGAAACUCCAGAAAAAAUCAAGGAAUUACUGAAGGAGUUCCAAGACAUUCUUCCUGACGAUCUUCCGAACGAGCUACCGCCAUACCGAACGCAUCAACAUGAGAUCGUGGAGGAACCGGGUUCGAAGCCGACCUUCCGAGCACCAUACCGGCUCAGCCCUACGGAGCUGACUAACAUGAAAAAACAGAUCGAGUAUCUCCUAGCCAAAGGACUCAUCCGGCCAUCCAUUUCGCCAUACGGUGCCCCAGUACUCUUCACCCCGAAACCGGACGGAAGCCUGCGCAUGUGCAUCGACUACCGAGCUCUUAACAAGCAGACCAUCAAGAAUAAAUAUCCGAUACCGCAAAUCGAUGACCUGCUUGACCAGCUUCGGGGAGCUACGGUAUUUUCGAAACUGGAUCUGCGGUCCGGAUACUGGCAGAUACGCAUGGCGGACAACUCUAUCCACAAAACUGCUUUUCGAACUCGGUACGGAUCGUACGAGUAUUUGGUAAUGCCGUUCGGACUCACCAACGCGCCGGCAACGUUCCAAGCUGAAAUGAACCACAUUCUACGACCACUUCUGGACGAAUGCGUGGUGGUGUACCUGGAUGACAUACUCAUCUACUCGCGCGACAUGAAGCAGCACGUCGAACACCUGCGACGCAGCGAAUUCGCCCUUGAAAAGGUCCAGUUCCUAGGGCACAUGGUGAGCGCUCAAGGAGUUCACGUUGGCCCCAAGAAAAUUGAAGCCGUACGUACGUGGAAGACACCCGAGAACGUAAUGGAGUUGCAGCAGUUCCUAGGCUUAGCUAAUUACUACAACAGGUUCGUGCCACAGUAUGCGAAAAUCGCAGCACCACUCACGAAUCUGCUGAAGAAGAACACGCCCUACAAAUGGGAGCCGAAGCACCAGGAAGCCGUGGAACAGCUGAAGCAGGCACUUACGUCCGCACCGGUACUCAUUUUGCCAGAUCCCGAACGCGACUACGUCAUCGAAGCUGACGCCAGUGACCAAGCAGUGGGAGCAGUCUUAAUGCAAGACCAGGGGAAUGGACUGCAACCAAUCGCCUACCUCAGCAAGAAACUACACGGAGCAGAACUAAACUACCCGAUACACGACAAAGAGGCCCUUGCCAUCGUCAUCGCCUUUAAAGCGUGGAGAUGUUAUCUCGAAGGACGACAAACAACCGUCUACACCGACCACUGCAGCCUGAAAUACUUGAAGACACAACCCAAUCUUUCCAGGCGGCAGGUCCGGUGGAUCGACUUCCUCGAGACACACUUCCACUACGACAUCGUGUACAAGCCCGGUCACAAAAACAAAGCAGACGCUCUUAGCCGGCCUGCACACGUUGCCGCCAUUCAGAUUGAGGGGAUGAAUCCACUACUCAAAGGACUCUUCACACACGGGUACGCCAUCGACCCCGAAAUUUCCUUGGCAGAAAAGCGACAUCUGCUACAGUGGGACAGUGACAUCGCGUACCGGAAAGGAUCAACAAAAAUCUGGGUACCAAAUUACCCUCCUUUGCGCCAGUUACUACUCGAAGAAUACCACAACGUCCUGUACGCCGGACACUUCGGUAGCAACAAGACGCUCACCGGUAUCGCCAAACACUACUACUGGCCCCACAUGGCAGACGACGUCCAGAAAUUCGUCACCUCGUGUGAUACAUGUCAGCGGAUGAAGAGCAGCAAGCGGAAAAAGGCGGGACUACUGCAGCCUCUUCCUGUCCUAGAACAGCCAUGGCAAGUGGUUAGCCUAGACUUCAUCACCGGGUUACCACCUACCACCAGCAGUCAUGACGCAAUCCUAGUCGUCAUUGACAAGUUCUCCAAAAUGGGACACUUCAUCCCGACACACACGACGGCACGCACUGAGGAGACAGCACAACUCUUCGUUCGUCAUAUCAUCUCACAGCAUGGCAUCCCAACCACACUCAUUUCCGACCGAGACCCCAAGUUCACCAGCAAGUUCUGGAAGGAACUUAUGUCUCUUCUCGGGACCAAACUCGCCAUGCCAUCCGCAUACCAUCCGCACACAGACGGACAGACCGAGCGCCUCAACCAAAUUGUUGAGCAACUCCUCUGAGCAGCCUGCAAGGACGACAUGUCCAAA